UCAGGAUCAGGACCUCAGUUGCUGCCAUGUAUGUCGUGUGGUCAUCAGCCUCCGUGGUCCUGGCCGUCCUGACAGCGGUCCUCGCAGUCCCGGGUCCGCAGUUCUCCGUGCCAAGUCUGUUGUGGUACCCGGUGCCGCUGCUGCAGACGGCUGACUCAGUGCCAGUGGCAGCGACUGUGCCAAUGCUAAUGCCAAUGCCAAUGCCAGCGACAGCCAGGAAGGUGAUCGCCCCAGCAGCCAGCGCACCUGUGGCUGACAACACCCUCGGAGUUACUGUCGCCAAGCAAAGGAAUCCUGGGUGUCCAUACUGCGACUCCAGUGUCUAUCCUUACUGCAGCGACAAACUAUUGCACGACGCCUGCUGCUGCCUCAAUCCUUACGAUCAAGGAGGACUGCCCCCGCAGUGUCAGUUGGCCGACUGCAGCUUCCUACACGCCAACAGUUGCAAGGAACACAGACUGAUCACUCGCUGUUGCUGUGACCGACUACUCUAUAUCAAGAGAUGAC
Macrosteles quadrilineatus (aster leafhopper) is the source of this 507-nucleotide messenger RNA. RefSeq lists its product as uncharacterized. The transcript is spliced from 3 exons. The coding region runs from base 27 to 506 and encodes 159 amino acids. Lineage: Eukaryota; Metazoa; Arthropoda; Insecta; Hemiptera; Cicadellidae. The record is from RefSeq and is a predicted model, not a curated record.